AGAGGAAGAAGAGAAUAGCUGAAAUCGAAAAUCAAAUCAGUCGAAGUGAAAAAAUUCCAUAAGGCGAAAGCAAAAGUUGGUAAAUAAGUUCUGAUUGGAUUAAAAUGUGGAAGUGAAAACAUUGACCGUGAAAUUAAAACUUUUCUGUUUUUCCGAAACAAAAUUUAGAUGCGUUUGAAAAUUAAAAGAAAUUUUGUGAUUACUGUGCGACAACAACAAAAUUAAUGUUGCAAUUGGUGCUUAAUUAGGUUUCGAGAUUCCCGAGGCUUCGUUUCCAAUUAAAAACGUGACGAACUAGUGAACAACCGAGCGCAAAGUUAUGCAGAGUAGGUGGAUGUCAGACGUGUACUUAUGUGUGAGGUUGCAGGUGUUUUACAAGUUAUCAAAUUGGAGUUAGACAAAAUUCGCCGUUCUCUAAAAAGUAUAAAAAAUGAAGAAAAACCAUUAAUCAUCAAUAUCAUCAUAGACCGAGAGUGAUUUGCAAUUUGCUUCAUAGUUUUCUUUUUAUUUAAAUAUUUUUCAUUGCGUGUGUGUACUAUGCUCAUUUUGCUAGCUAGUGAAUUGAAUACACCGAAUACUUAUGCCGCGUUUCGUCAAAUAUUUUGCGUAGUUCCAAUUGCAUGAACUUAAAACAAGGAACAACACCCGCGAAACUAGAAGUCCAAGAGACCAAGAGAGAGACGUUCACGAACAAGUGUCCUUACAAAUGAAGAUAAAAUUGCUUGCUCUGAUUUAACGUGUUCCGUGGUUAAUAGCAGCUCAACUAAAGCGCUCGGAACCACAUCACUCCAGUUCUAGCUAAAUUAAUUUCUUCCUGUACGUAACCACUGCCGUCUCAACCGAAUUUGACAUAAUAUCGUUGUACCAACAAUUUUCUGCCGCCACAAUAGUUAAUGAUACAUUACUCUUGCGCUCUCCGAGCUCUGCGCCAUUCUGGGAUACAUAGAGUUGUAGUGCGCUAUUCAACUCCAUUCUUUUCUGCAAUUGAUCGCUCGGUUGGUUGGUUUAUGUAACAAGUGUGUUGUGUUGUGUUAAAUUGUUAUUGUACUCUAAAUUAAAUGUAUUUACGUAAAUAGUUAUAUACGUAUAUACAUUUUAUAAAAUGGAAAUGUAUGCAGACAUACACGCCAAAAAGAAUAAGUAAAGCUUAAAAAUGUGUUAUACUAUAAAGGAGGAACACGCAAUCAAGUGAAAAGCAAAUACCUACAUGCGAUAAACCAAAACAAAUCUCUCGAAUUUAUAUAUAAACUAUAAGCUUUAUAAAAUAAUAAUUUAAUAAAAAUAUUGAAUGCUUAUCUGUGUCGGGAAAAUGUUUUUAACAAAUUAAAAUUUUGCGAGCAAUUUUAAAAAAUUGGGCAGCUCAAUAGAAAAUUAAAGUGUUCCGAUCGCGAAGGCAAUGUUAUUUAUAAAAAAGUGAAAUACAAGCAACGCGGAUCUUAAAUCAUAGAUUUUCGAUUAGCUUACCCUCAUAAUAACCCGUAAAGUUUGAAAAAUAUGGAAAUGAAAUUAUAUUAGAACCUCUUAGAUUAUCCUGCCACGAAAAAAUCGAGAUUGAGUCAGGAACUUAUAAUGUAAUAUUGAAUUUUGUGAAUUAUCAAGACUCAUCACGAUGACUAGUCCAGAGGAUAGGAUAACAAAUCAUGAUAUUGCGCGCGAAGCCGGAAAUGAUGAACAUUUACAUAUAACAUCAGGAACAAUUUCUUUUGAAUACAAGCCAAUGCAACCAAACGCAACAGAUAUAGAUCAACAGAUAUUGGAGAAGCAGGAACUACAAAAACAAAUGCUUCUCCAUACAUUUCAUGAGCAGACGAAGGAGCUGGAAUUGCGACACAAAAUGCAACUGGAACAAAAGUACCAGUAUGCGGUGCAUUCACAUGGCGCUUUCCAGGAACUACGAGAACAAAGACUUUCCACCGCCGCAGAGGAGCAGCAGCAAAGAGAGCGACGCGAGCGUGAGGUAAUCAAGCGGAAGGAAAACUGCAGUGCCAAUGCCAGCCCCGAAGUCAAGCAAAUUUUAAAUAACUUUCUAAUUAACCGCAAACAGGCGGCCUCCUCCAAUGGCAUAACGACAACGUCAUCCUACAGAAAUAGAGGUGUAGUGAAGAGCUCGUCCGGCGAAUCGUUGCCAGCUGGUUCUUUGACAAGUUCCCAUCCAUAUAAAAUACCACAACCGCCAUCAUCAUUUCUGAAAUAUGAAUCCGAUUUUCCACUACGCAAAACAGCAUCCGAACCAAAUUUGUUGAAGCUACGUCUAAAGCAAAGCGUUAUUGAGCGCAAGCAGAGAAUCAGUCCAGCUGGGUUACGUCGGCAUGAGCGCAUAUUGCAGCGAAGGCAGCAGAAGCAAAAUUCCGCUUUAACAAAUUGCAGCAGUACACCAGAUUCCGGUCCAAACUCACCGCCUUCGUCCUCACUCUCCGCUGGUGUUGUAGGUAGUCGCGGCUCACCGACUAGUGCACCCAUUCAAGAAGAGAACGAGGAGAGUGGGCAAUAUCAGCCGGGCCAGCGUAGUAGUAUAAAUGAUCUCUCGCUGUUUAGCUCACCCUCAAUGCCAAAUAUUCCACUUGGCGGACCACAUUUGGCAAGCCAUGCACAUUCUCAAGCAAAUGUCAACAAUUAUGCUAUGCUCGCCGCUCUUCGACAGCAUGUACCUACUUUGGCCGCUCCUACAUACUAUAGUCCGUUGGCGAUGCCAUUCGCCCGACACCAACCGCCUCCGCCGCCACCUCCAUCGCACACCGCCGCUGCAAUGACGGUCGCCGCAGCUAGCGCUCUGCCACCCGCUCCAGCGCCAGUUGUACGCUCUGCCUCGGCCACAUCCACCUCGUCAUCGCAAGCUUCUUUGGCCAGUGAUGCUAUACCACCUAUUGCGCAUGCCGCUUCAACACUCCUACCUGCUGGUGGCGCUGGCGCACAUGGUCACGCUGUCUUAGGCGCUGGCACACCAAUGGUCGGUGUUUCACCUUCGAUGUAUGGACAGCCAAUAACCGAUGCCCAAGUGGCUCACGCCCACCUUAACAAGCAAGGACAUCGACCUUUGGGGCGCACUCAAUCAGCACCUUUACCGCUAGGUCAUCCAAUGCUCACCGGAACUGCACAGAUUGGUGUCGGACAAACGCACUAUGAGAACAGUGAUGCAGAGCAGCAGGCGCACAUGUUGGUCACGCAGAAAAUACGGCAAACAUUGAUAAACCGUAGUAGCGCAAAUCGUGAACCUCAACUAAAAGAGGAAGAAGAUGCGGCCGAGGUUAUUGAUCUGACGGACAAAAAGAAGCCACCAAAAACCGUCAUAACUAGUAUUGUACCCACGAGUACCUCACAAAAUCUGCCAGAGACGACGAACGCACCGUUAGUCGCCUGCAUGCCCAACACGCCGAGUAAGUUACGCGAUCAAGAAUACCUGCAGCAACAACGGGAACUACUAUAUAGACAAGCAUUGCAGAUGGAUGAUUCAGUCGCACGUGGUUUGGUACGCCCACUAUCGCGAACACUAUCUAGUCCUUUAGUGCAUAUGGGUCCAAAUGGUAUAAGCCAGCUUCCAGAUACUGGCCAAUAUGCUCCACCUAUUAUAACUUCCUCAUCAGCAGAUCAUAUUCCGCCAGUUAAUCUAACAGUCCCGCAUCGGCGUCGAGUGCUGGAGCACUCAUCGCCCGGUGUGCCAGCGUCCAAUGUGUUUUCUUCAUUACCUGCCAUACAACCUGCCAUUGUUGGUGCAGCGAUUAGCAAGCUUACAAACGAUUUUUCUACCCACAAAACAACUACUGGUCUCGCUUAUGAUAAUCUUAUGCAGAAGCAUGCCUGCACUUGUGGUGAUAAUUCGGUUCAUCCGGAGCAUAGUGGGCGUUUGCAGAGCAUCUGGGCCCGCUUAAUUGAAACUGAUCUGGCUAAGCGUUGCGAUCGUCUACGAUCACGCAAAGCUACGCUGGAGGAGUUGCAAUCAGUGCACACUGAGGCACACACAAUACUUUUUGCUUCAAGUUCUUGUCAGUUGAAUCGGCAGAAGUUGGAUAGUCCACCCGCUCUGGGCUUUGUUCGUUUAUCCUGCGGAGGUUAUGGUGUAGAUUUGGAUACCACAUGGAAUAAGGAUCAUACGGCAGCCGCUGCACGUAUGGCUGCCGGUUGUGUCAUUGAUUUAGCUUUUAAAACAGCUAAAGGCGAUAUUAAAAAUGGUUUCGCGGUAGUGCGACCUCCAGGCCAUCACGCAGAGGCCAAUUUAGCGAUGGGGUUUUGCUUUUUCAACUCCAUUGCGAUUGCUGCAAAAUUGUUGCGUCAACGUAUGCCGGAAGUCAAACGUAUAUUGAUUGUGGAUUGGGACGUGCAUCAUGGCAAUGGAACACAACAAGCAUUCUAUGAUAACCCCGAUGUGCUAUAUUUAUCCAUACACAGGCAUGAUGAUGGUAACUUUUUCCCGGGCACUGGUGGUUCAACCGAGUGUGGAGUUGGUGCUGGCGCUGGUUUUAAUGUAAACAUUUCCUGGUCGGGUUCACUCGAUCCACCUCUGGGCGAUGCUGAAUAUAUUGCUGCAUUCCGUACAAUUGUGAUGCCUAUCGCAAAGUGUUUUAAUCCAGAUAUUGUCUUGGUGUCGGCUGGUUUCGACGCAGCUGCCGGUCACCCUCCACCUUUAGGUGGUUACAUGGUGUCGCCGGCAUGUUUUGGUUUUAUGACGAGGGAACUAAUGCAAUUGGCUGAGGGUAAAGUGGUGUUGGCGCUGGAAGGCGGUUACGAUUUACCCGCAAUUUGUGAUUCUGCACAGGAGUGCGUACGUGCGCUUCUAGGCGACCCAUUGUCUGCAAUCGCAGAAAGUGAGAUUAAUAGACAGCCAUGUCAGAAUGCGAUAGAUACGUUGCAGAAGACAAUUGCCAUACAGUUACAACAUUGGCCAUGUGUACGCCGUUUGGCCCAUACUGUCGGUUUAUCCGCGCUCGAGGCAUUAAAAAUUGAGCACGACGAAUCGGAAACCGUUACUGCCAUGGCAGGCCUUUCUAUGCAGUCGAUGAACAGAAAUUUAUCUCGUGAUGACUCAGAAGAACCAAUGGAUCAAGAUGAAGUUAAGUAAUUUGAAACUAAAAACCUUGAACGACUUUUGUCUGAGUUCGUGCGCACCUAAUGCGUCAGUCAAUAAAUCGCCGGCAAAGGAAAAUUUUUAUAUAAAAGCCUCGGGCAACAAAACGUCGACGCUAGGUGUGCGUAUAUUGGAUUUACAGGUGCACAGAUGACUGUGGAAAUACUGUUCCUGUCUGUGAAAAGUGUCAAAAUAAAGAUACGGUGUUUCGGUUUUUAUUUACAUAAUCUCUAUUGUAUGUUUGUCCCUUUGUCCCUAAGCUGAAAUUAUAAGGCAGAACCACGUCUACGAGUUAGUGAGGGAGUUCUGUCACAGCAUUUAUGUGUAGCUGAUGUUUUUCUUGGACAUUUGGUAUUAAGCGAAGGUAUCUGUUGUCUAUGUAAUUCGUUCAUUGCUAAGCUUAGGAAAAAUAUAUUGAAAACAAAGAUUAUCUAUUUACAUGUGGUAUGUACAAACAUGCAGCAUAAAUAUAUUUUAAACAAAAGUACAUACAUAUACAAAAAUGCAUACAUAUAUGCGUACAUGUAACUCUAAACAAAGUAUUUGUAUUCUUGUAUACAUAAAUAUAUUUAUAUUGAUUUGUAUUUAUGAGUAAAAAACAUAUAAUGCAUACAUGUAUCUACAUAUAUGCUUUUUGAUAUUCAAUACCAAUAUGACGCAAAAUCAGAUGAGUUUCUUUAAUGUUGAUUCAAUGUUAUAAGAUAAUGUUAGAAAGAAUUUUUAAUGUUAAUGUAAUAUGUAAGUUAAAUUGUAGUAGCUCAUUUUCAUUAGUAAAUACUAUAUUUCCUUUUUAUCACAAAGCAUCAGAAAAAAAAAAUAUAUUUUUAGAAAACAAAAAUCUAUGUGAUAAAAAACGAAUAAUUUGAGAGCAAAAUUAUUAAGGAAUCUACUAAAUUAUUGUAAUAUGACAAUGUGCGAAUAUCACUGAUUAACCACCGCCUCUCACAACAGACAAAAAACAAAGCAAAAUAAAACCACUGCAAUCGGUCAAACCCACAGAUUUACCUAAAACUCACUUUUAUUGUUAAUUUCUUCUUUUAAUUAAACUUUAUUUUUUAUUUUUAGAUAUGUUAAUUAUUACUACCAAAACUGAAUAAAAUAAAAUAUGUAUAUGUUAGUGUUAGAUAUGUUGUCACACGUUCAAUGCAAUUAAACGUGUUUACAUGAGAUACAAAAUUCUACGUUAUAAUUACUAUAGUGUGUAUGUAUGUAUUUACAUGUAAUUUAGAAUUAAGGAGCAAUUUUUAAUAUAUGUAUGCUUAUGAGUGUAUAUGUGCAAUAUAUAAUAUUGCGUUCGUAUGCAUAACUGGGCAUUAAUUUAAUGUAA
This is a messenger RNA of Anastrepha ludens (Mexican fruit fly), 6386 nucleotides long. It is a transcript of the gene HDAC4, whose product is annotated as histone deacetylase 4. Gene Ontology annotation, cellular component: histone deacetylase complex. Gene Ontology annotation, biological process: negative regulation of transcription by RNA polymerase II; chromatin organization. The transcript has 15 exons. The record is from RefSeq and is a predicted model, not a curated record. Bases 1610 to 5053 code for a protein of 1147 amino acids. Gene Ontology annotation, molecular function: histone deacetylase activity. Lineage: Eukaryota; Metazoa; Arthropoda; Insecta; Diptera; Tephritidae.